GUGUCCCGGUGGUUGUGUCUGAGGUGGCACAGGAAGCAGCGGCCUUGGUGUUGGCAGGAGUGGCACAGGAAGCAGAGAAAGACAAGAAACAGAACUAAGAAGAGCGAUCAAACCGAGGAGGCUGAUG
This is a messenger RNA of Salmo salar (Atlantic salmon), 127 nucleotides long. The record is from RefSeq and is a predicted model, not a curated record. Lineage: Eukaryota; Metazoa; Chordata; Actinopteri; Salmoniformes; Salmonidae.